GAAAGAGAACGAGGUCGUUCGUCGUAUCGUAAUCGGUCCGAUGUUAGCGCGCGACUUUUAACCCCCUCCACGUACAUAUCUUGACGAAGGUUAAUCACUCGGAGUCUCGGUGCAUUCCGAUGCAGCGUAUCGUUUCAGUUUUUGAUAUACAUCUCGCGGGGCUGGGCUGCGCAGUCGGUUAAAAGUGCAGCUGCGUAGUGCUGAGAGUAGCGUUGAAAAAGUUCCUCGAAUCGAAAGGGUCGUUAUCGGAGCUGCGGUGAUUUUUGGGGGAAAAAAAAUUUAGCGGAGAAAUCGCAGAGAGCUGCAGGGGUAGCUGGCUAUCCAUGAGACGAUGGAGAGGAAAAAGCGCGGUGGUGACGGGGGCGGCUUCCGGAAUCGGUUCGGCUAUUACGGACAUUUUUCUCGAAGAGGGAAUCAACGUCGCUGCAUUUGACAUCCAGUACGAUCGUCUCAGGGAGAAGGAAAUAGCGUUGACGAGUGCCGGGAAAACUCGGGGCAAACUUUUCCCGGUCAAGUGCGACUUGACGAACGAGAGCGAUAUAAUCGGGGGCUUUGAAUUUGCGAGGAAUAAUCUCAACGGGGUCGACAUCGUGGUGAACAAUGCCGGAAUCACUCACUACUCGAAAAUCAUCGAAAGCGAGACCGAAGUAUUCAGAAAAAUGCUGGACGUGAACGUUUUGGCGGUAGCUAUAUGCACGAGAGAAGCGGUUACCUCGAUGAGGGAGAGGGACGUCGAAGGUCACGUAUUCAUUAUCAACAGCCUCUUAGGCCACGAGAUUCCCGAGGGUGUUCUUCACAAGGGUUGGAAUUUGUACCCGAGUUGCAAACACGCUACGGUAGCUAUGGCUGACGUUGUUCGAAGGGAGUUGAUCGACGUUAAAACAAAAGUGCGAAUGACCAGCGUCAGCCCCGGACUGGUGAAAACUGAAAUAACGGCCAACACGCCGGAAUUGAAAGAUAUUUUCCAAAGAAUUCCAGCUUUGUUACCGACGGAUGUCGCUGACGCGGUUGCCUACGCCCUCGGCACUCGGCCGGAAGUCCAGAUCACAGAGUUGACGAUCAGGCGUACCGGAGAACCUUGACGAAUUUUGAGCAUCUCGUGUACCGAUCGUAAAG
Athalia rosae (coleseed sawfly) is the source of this 1116-nucleotide messenger RNA. RefSeq names its product farnesol dehydrogenase-like. The record is from RefSeq and is a predicted model, not a curated record. NCBI's taxonomy places the organism in Eukaryota, Metazoa, Arthropoda, Insecta, Hymenoptera, Athaliidae. Bases 324 to 1082 code for a protein of 252 amino acids. The transcript is spliced from 5 exons.